CCGCACUAGCCCGGAAGUUGGCCGUUUAUUGACAAUAUGGCGGUCAGACUGGGUUUGGAUUUGGGUAAAUUUUCAAUUUGACAGCACCGACGGAGGGCUGCACAGAGCUUCGUUUCCCGCCUCUGCCGUGUCCAGGACAGAUGCGUUUGAAUGAAGGGAGCCGUGAGUCCACCGGACGGCGACAGUGAGCUGAGGAAACGUCCAGAGUGUGAAGCUCGUCAUGUCGUUUUUUAAGCGGAAAGCCAAAAACAAGGAACCUGAGAGAGUCCCAGACGCUAAAGCAACCAGAGCUCCACUCAGCCCCCAGUCUCCAUCACAGGCCACCAGGAACCACAAUGCCUUUCCGGAAGCUUCUGGGCUCAGCAAAGUGGCCUUCAGCGCCAUUUCUGCAAACAUGGACUCCUUCGCCAGCGGCCGCACCGCGAUCCUCAAGAAACAGCCGAGCCACAUGGAGGCGGCGCACUUUGGAGAUCUUGGUCACUCCAGUGUGAACUAUCAGCCCCAGGAGACGCGCUCUCGGCUGUCCAAAUCAGCAGACCAGGUCCUUCAGGACAAUGUGGCGCUGCCCCACUUCAUACAUUACAUGGAACAACGGGGCGCUGACCAUAUGGUUCGCUUCUGGCUGGAGGCCGAGAGUUUCCGCUCCGCCAGCUGGUCACGAGUCCGAGCGCACAGCCUCAACUCCGUCAAACACAGCUCGCUAGCCGAGCCAGUCCCGGUCUCUCCAGAAGGAUCCGACCCCCAAAUGCUGGUCCAGAGCGCGCCUAGCGACCCAAACAUUUCCAGAGGAAGUCCUGCAGCGACAGCAGAGCGGCGGGAACCCUCCAGCACAGAGGCCGGGCUGAGACCCGGCACGCCACGGGCUGGCACCCCCAACAGGCAGGUGACCUCCAGGACGGGGACGCCCUGUAAGGGUCAGUCCAACAGCACUCUGAGAGACCUGUCUGACAAACUCAUGAAAAGUAUAGAAAAAGAUGCGGUCACCAUUUUCACAAAGUACAUCUCUCCAGAUGCUGCGAAGCCCAUCCCCAUCACAGAGCAGAUCAGAAACGACAUUGUUGCAAAGAUAUGUGGAGAAGACGGCAUGGUGGACCCGAACUGCUUCGUCAUUGCCCAGUCUGUAGUUCUCUCUGUACUGGAACAACAGCACUUUAGUGGAUUCCUGUGGAGCCAUCAUUUCUGUAAAUAUCAAAUCGAAGUGCUGACCAGCGGGUCCGUGUUCCUGGCUGACAUCUUGUUCAGUGAGUCAGCUCUCUUUUACUUUUCUGAGUACAUGGAGAAGGAAGAAGCGAUGAACAUCCUGCAAUUCUGGUUGGCAGCAGACAACUUCCAGAACCAGCUAGCGGCUAAAAAGGGCCAGUAUGACGGGCAGGAGGCCCAGAAUGACGCCAUGAUCCUCUAUGACAAAUAUUUCUCACUCCAGGCUACCAACCCUCUGGGCUUCGGCGACUCCGUACGGAUGGAGAUCGAGUCAAACAUCUGUCGAGAGGGCGGGCCUCUCCCCGACUGUUUCACCACUCCACUCAGACAGGCCUGGACCACCAUGGAGAAGGUCUACAUGCCCGGCUUCCUGUCUAGCAACCUUUACUACAAGUACCUGAGUGACCUCAUCAACUCGGUGCGAGCGGAUGAGUUUGUGAAUGUCAGCGCCCAAAGCCAGGGCGGGUCGGCGGACAACGAGCGCUCGGGUUCGAAUGCCAGCGAGGGUUCUCAGACGCAGCAAGGUGCCAAAAAAGCAGCAAUUAAGAUCCUGAAGAACUUUGACGAGGCGAUCACCGUGGACGUGGCCAGUCUGGACCCGGAGUCCCUGUACCAGCGCCCGUAUGCAGGAAAAAUGACUUUCGGGAAGGUGAAUGAGUUGGGCCAGUUCAUCAGAGAGGCUGAGCCCGAGCCAGACGUUAAGAAGUCUAAAGGUUCCAUGUUUUCCCAAGCCAUGAAGAAAUGGGUUCAAGGCAACUCUGAUGAGGCUCAAGAGGAGAUGGCGUGGCAGAUUGCGAAGAUGAUUGUUAACGAUGUUGUCCACCAGUCGAACCAUAACAGCCCCGGCAAAUCCACCAAGUUAUGACCCCACGGCGUCGGGACCCCACAGAAGAGGGACACUUCGUGUUUCACAAAACGUCCAGUUUACACUGCAGUGAGCUGCAUCACUCCAAAAAGAACAAGGCUUUCUAUCACCUCCAUAACUAUAGAGCGUGUGUGGAUGUGUGUUACCUGAAGGGUGGGUGAGUGAUUGCUGAUGCACAGACUCUUAGAAAACUUGAAGUUGGCCGUUUCCAUAACACUAUAGAGUGUUUGAUGUGAAAGCAUCAAACUGAGGGCAUCACUCCCGUGAGAAGGAUGGGAACGCGGCACAUAGAAGUAGCAGCACGUCAGGACCUAAUCUGUCUUGUUUCUGAGCUAUGGAAGACGUUACACAGACUGAGUGAAAGUCACUCCACCAUGACACUCCUCUCAGCUUUUAGAACCAUUCCUUGUUUUUACAUCAAGUUCUCUCCUAAGGGUCAACCUGUUGGAGCUGUUUGAAGUGUCAUCCGUUUCUGUAUAGUUGUUUCAUGAUCCACAAUGUUAGCUCUCCAACCCCCGGCCACUAUAGACUGUAGAGCAGUGAUGUGACGGGGAAACAGACGAAGAGCUUGCUGAUCUUUGUGAAAGUCAAAGCACCUUUGCAGAGCAUAGAAUAAAUACUCCCUAAAGAACUUUAAGUGGUGAGUUUCCAAACUCCUAAAUGUUCUAUAAAUUCUGGUUUAUCCCAUAUAUUAAUGUUUGUCUUUUUUAAUGGUGAUCUUAAGUUUUUUUUUAAGCAUUGCUGAAAAAAAAACUCAGCGAUGAGAGGACUGUUCGACUGGAAAAGUGUGAUCAGUAAAUUUAACUUUAUUUUUUUGUCCCCACCUUAUCAAGAUGUGGAAACAAACCAGAAAAUACACUUGGUACUAUGUACCACUAAUGUUUUCUGAGAUGUACGUGUAUGUAAUCUAUAAUAUAUUUAAGCUGUGUUUGAUUUAAAUACAAAUAUUAUCAAUUG
This is a messenger RNA of Oryzias melastigma (Indian medaka), 3022 nucleotides long. RefSeq names its product A kinase (PRKA) anchor protein 10 (gene akap10). The record is from RefSeq and is a predicted model, not a curated record. The coding region runs from base 221 to 2065 and encodes 614 amino acids. NCBI's taxonomy places the organism in Eukaryota, Metazoa, Chordata, Actinopteri, Beloniformes, Adrianichthyidae. The transcript has 15 exons. Gene Ontology annotation, biological process: intracellular protein localization. Gene Ontology annotation, cellular component: plasma membrane. Gene Ontology annotation, molecular function: protein kinase A binding.